Raphanus sativus (radish) is the source of this 1980-nucleotide messenger RNA. RefSeq names its product serine/threonine-protein kinase BSK5. The transcript is spliced from 10 exons. The record is from RefSeq and is a predicted model, not a curated record. Gene Ontology annotation, biological process: protein phosphorylation; brassinosteroid mediated signaling pathway. Bases 295 to 1767 code for a protein of 490 amino acids. Lineage: Eukaryota; Viridiplantae; Streptophyta; Magnoliopsida; Brassicales; Brassicaceae. Gene Ontology annotation, molecular function: protein kinase activity; ATP binding; protein binding.
UUAGAUAUUUUUCUGAAAAACCAAAGUAAAUAGAGGAGAAGAGAGAGAGAGAGAGAGAGAGAGAGAGAGAGAGAAACAUUGGAUCCACAAAGUAAAGAACACUGUUUUCUUUCACCAGUGUCUUUCUUCACUACGUGCGCUAUAUAAAUUUUCUCACAGAUUCCUUUCUCCUCGAGAAAAAAGAAAAAAAAAACAGAAAAAGAAACCUUUUUUCUCUUUCUCUUCACAUCUCAGGAAGUGACUGGAGAGACUCAGAAAAAAAAAAGAAAAGGAAGGAAUCUCUAAAACCUUUCAAUGGGACUUCGCUGCUCAAAGCUAUCUCUCUGUUGGUGGCCAACACAUCAGAAAUCAACUCUCAACGACGCUUCUGAACUAGGAGAAAACGGAACAGAGGAGUUGCCGUCGUUUACGGAGUUCAGCUUCGACCAACUACGAGCUGCAACUUCAGGUUUCUCCACGGACAGCAUCGUCUCGGAACACGGAGUUAAAGCUCCUAACGUCGUUUACAAAGGCAGACUCGAAGACGGCCGAUGGAUCGCUGUUAAGCGCUUCAACAGAUCCGCUUGGCCCGACACUCGUCAGUUUCUGGAGGAAGCAAAAGCUGUGGGGCAGUUGAGGAGUGAGAGGUUGGCGAACUUGAUUGGUUUCUCUUGUCAAGGAGAUGAGAGACUCCUCGUUGCUGAGUUUAUGCCUUUUGAAACUCUCUCCAAGCAUCUCUUCCACUGGGAUAGCGAGCCAAUGAAGUGGGCGAUGAGGGUGAGAGUGGCUUUGUAUCUUGCACAAGCACUCGAGUAUUGCAGCAGCAAAGGUCGCGCCUUGUACCAUGAUCUCAACGCUUACAGGAUCUUGUUUGACCAGGAUGGUGACCCUAGACUAUCUUGCUUCGGUCUUAUGAAGAAUAGUAGGGAUGGGAAGAGUUACAGUACUAAUCUGGCUUUCACACCUCCUGAGUACCUUAAAACAGGGAGAGUGAUUCCUGAGAGCGUGGUGUACAGCUUCGGAACGCUGUUGCUAGAUCUUCUCAGUGGCAAACACAUACCACCAAGCCAUGCGCUUGAUCUGAUUCGUGGGAAGAACUUCAUGAUGCUAAUGGACUCGGCUCUCGAAGGUCAUUUCUCAAAUGAUGAUGGAGCCGAUUUGGUUCGCUUAGCUUCCCGUUGUUUGCAGUAUGAAGCUCGUGAAAGGCCUAAUGUGAAAUCUCUUGUCACCUCACUCGCUCCUCUUCAGAAGGAAACUGAUGUUCCUUCCUAUGUCUUACUGGGGAUUCCACAUGGAGCUGCUUCUCCAGAGGAAGCAACCUCGCUGACCCCUCUUGGAGAUGCUUGUUCAAGACUUGACCUCACUGCGAUUCAUGAGAUUCUUGAGAAAGUGGGUUACAAAGACGAUGAGGGCAUAGCAAAUGAGCUCUCGUUCCAAGUGUGGACCGACCAGCUUCAGGAGAGUUUAAACUCAAAGAAACAAGGAGAUGCUGCGUUCAAAGGAAAAGACUUUGUCACUACCAUUGAAUGUUACACGCAGUUCAUAGAAGAUGGCACAAUGGUAUCGCCAACUGUUUUUGCAAGGAGGUGUUUGUGUUAUCUGAUGAGCAACAUGCCUCAGGAAGCUCUUGGUGAUGCAAUGCAGGCGCAAGUGGUGUCUCCUGAGUGGCCAACGGCUUUCUAUCUCCAGGCUGCUGCUCUCUUCAGCCUUGGAAUGGAUAAAGACGCCUGUGAAACCCUGAAAGAUGGAACUUCCUUGGAAGCCAAGAAACAGAGUAAAAGAAACUGAAAACUUUUCAAGUGUAUAGGUUUCUUCUCUCUUUCGUCUUCUGAAGAAAAGCCUCAUUUUCUUUUGUUUUUUUUUUUAUCAAGCAUUUGAGCUAACUCGUGCUUAAAAUUGUGAGUUCCAAGUUGAAGAGAUGAUUCAAAACUCAAAUGUGAGUUGAAAUUGAAUCAAGAAAAGAGGAUCUUUCUCAUUGAUUUCCAAGAUCCUUAUCUGCUA